ACAUGAAAUAAUAACCCUUGAAAAUAUAAAAAUCAUGAAAUCCUAUAUUAAAUUUAUCAGGCUACAUCGUAGCCGGCAAAAUUAGUUCAUACCAAACAUGAUCAAAUCUGAGAUUAAAUUGAUGAACCAUAAUUCCAUAUCCAAACAAAAGAAAAAAGAAGUUUAGAAGAGCAAAAACCCAAUUUGUGAAAAUCAAAUCUGUAGCCUUCAUUGUUGCGCUUGUCCCUUUGUUUUGGAUUGAAGUGUCCCAGUGGUUGCCUUUGCGUCUACCGUCACUCACACAGAAUCUGCGCAAGCUCUGUCUCAAACUCGCCUCCAAGCAUGCCGGCUGCCUCUUUUAUUUCUCCAUCCCCCUCUCGGAAGUCCUCCCCUUUUUAUAUCCAAAUAUGUGCGAAAAUUGGGUGCCCUUCUUUUUCUAAGCCCAUCUUAUCUCCUUGUGGAGAUAAAGCCCACCAUGUUUUGCCACGUGUGUAUGCAGAAGACAAUUUCAAUUCUGGUCUUUGAAUGGGAAAAUCAUGGAAUCAGACUUGAUGUUUUCAGCUUUUGUCACUUAAGUUCAUUUACUCUAGAUUUUUUUAGUUUUACCCUUUACCUACAAAAAAUAAUAAAAGUAAUGUAAAACCAAAUAAAAUCGUUCCAAUAAAAUAUAAAAGAUUACAAUUCAU
Rubroshorea leprosula is the source of this 665-nucleotide messenger RNA. NCBI's taxonomy places the organism in Eukaryota, Viridiplantae, Streptophyta, Magnoliopsida, Malvales, Dipterocarpaceae. The record is from the annotation of a GenBank genome assembly.